Drosophila serrata is the source of this 688-nucleotide messenger RNA. RefSeq names its product beta catenin antagonist chibby (gene Cby). NCBI's taxonomy places the organism in Eukaryota, Metazoa, Arthropoda, Insecta, Diptera, Drosophilidae. The record is from RefSeq and is a predicted model, not a curated record.
GAAUGUGCUCAAGUUUUAUGGAUAAACUUCAGAUGGGUUUUUGUUUGACAUUAUUUCUGGCAGUUGAAGUAGGCCAGUUGCCUUUAAUUAGGGUUUCUUUGAACACAACUCAUUUUUUUCUACGAGUCUUGAUUGAUACAGAGUCCUGUAAACUGGCUGCCAAAGACCUUCUGCGCACUCGAAUGUGGACUUCUUCUCAGCUAGUAAAUCCUGAGCCGUCUCCUUUAUUUUUUGGGGAGAAGAAAACCUUGGCUCGUUCAAAGAACCACCUUUGCUGGCCACUCUCAAUCUGUUGUGGCUGCUUGCCACCCUUCAAACAGUCACUUGCCAUGCCGCUGUUCAACAAGAAGUUCGAAUCGAAACCGAUUCCAGUGCGUCAGGGUCGCUGCAAUACGGGUCAUCCAGUGGCCACCGAGGAUUUGGAUGAUUUCCGGCAGAUUUCCCUGACUCUGGGCAACAAGGAGCUGCGAUUUGCGGAUGGCAUUUGGAUGCACUCGUCCCGGAAGGGCGAUGUCGAUGAUAUGCUCAGACUGAACAGAAAGUUUCGGGCCCUUGAGGAGGAGAAUAAUAUGUGUAACUUGAAGAUUGAAGUGAUGCUGGAUCUGUUGGCGGAACAUGCCACAGAACUCAAUGAAUUGAAGCCCAAAGAGAAGUGAGGAGUUGGAAAGGAUGUCAUAAAGAAUAAAAU